This is a messenger RNA of Anthostomella pinea, 516 nucleotides long. Lineage: Eukaryota; Fungi; Ascomycota; Sordariomycetes; Xylariales; Xylariaceae. The record is from the annotation of a GenBank genome assembly.
AUGGCAACCCCAAUGACAGGAAACAAUGGGUAUAAGUUACCCCCUCCAGCUUCUUAUAAUGUGAAUGACGGCAACGUCCAGGGCUUCCUUACCCAGGCCAAAGCCUACCUCAGGUUCUAUGCACGCCAAAUCAAUACAAAACCAGACAAGGUGCUCUGCGUGGCAAGAUUCCUCAAGGGCGACGCCCUCGAAUGGUUCGAACCAACCAUGAGGAACUAUCUCGACAAGAACAAGGAAGAGAGGGAAAAUGAGACCAACAAUGUCUUCCAAAGCUAUCACCAUUUCGAAAGAAAGCUCAGGGCGACAUUUGGAAACCCUGACGAAGCCAGGUCAGCGGAACGACGACUCAUGACACUGCGACAACGAGGAUCAGCAUCCAAGUACGCAGCAGAAUUCAAACAGAUCGCAUCUCGAACCGACUGGACCGAUAAAGAUGCUCUCAUGGCACAGUUCUAUACCGGAAUCAGAGACGACAUCAAGGACGAAGUGUCAAGACUGAGCGACCCGACGAACUAG